GAUGCCCGAGAACAGCUCCUUCUCCAACUGCUGCGAGCCCGGCGGGCGGGCAGUGCGCCCGGGCUGGCCCGGGGCUGGCGGCGAGCGGCCCUCCGGCACCCCCCGGCCUCCCUGGGUGGCGCCCGCGCUGGCCGCCGUGCUUAUCGUCACCACCGCGGUGGACAUCGUGGGCAACCUCCUGGUCAUCCUCUCGGUGCUCAGGAACCGCAAGCUCCGGAACGCAGGUAAUUUGUUCCUGGUGAGUCUGGCAUUGGCUGACCUGGUGGUGGCCUUGUACCCCUACCCCCUAAUUCUUGUGGCCAUCUUCCAUGAUGGCUGGGCCCUGGGGGAAGUGCAUUGCAAGGCCAGCGCCUUCGUGAUGGGCCUGAGUGUCAUCGGCUCCGUCUUCAACAUCACCGCCAUUGCCAUUAACCGCUACUGCUACGUCUGCCACAGUGUGGCCUACCACCGGAUCUGCCGGCACUGGCACACCCCCCUCUACAUCUGCCUCGUCUGGCUGCUCACUGUGGUGGCUCUGGUGCCCAACUUCUCUGUGGGGUCCCUGGAAUACGACCCGCGCAUCUACUCCUGCACCUUCAUCCAGACAGCCAGCGCUGAGUACACGGCUGCAGUGGUGGUCAUCCACUUCUUCCUCCCCAUCGCCGUCGUGUCCUUCUGUUACCUGCGCAUCUGGGUGCUGGUGCUCCAGGCUCGCAGGAAGGUCAAGUCAGAGAACAAGCUGCGCCUGAGGUCCAGUGACGUCCGGAGCUUUCUAACCAUGUUCCUGGUGUUUGUGAUCUUUGCCAUCUGCUGGGCCCCACUCAACUGUAUUGGCCUCGCUGUGGCCAUCAACCCAGAAGAAAUGGCUCCCCAGGUCCCAGAGGGGCUCUUUGUCACUAGCUACUUACUGGCUUAUUUCAAUAGCUGCCUUAAUGCCAUCGUCUAUGGGCUGCUGAACCAGAACUUCCGCAAGGAAUACAAGAACAUUGUCUCAGCCUUCUGGAAACCACGGCACUGCUUUCAGGACACCUCCAAGGGGACCCAGGCUGAGGGGCAGCAGAACCAAGCUCCACCUGUUGUUAAUGCCCUACACCCCAUCCAGGCAGACGCUCUGGAGCCUGAACAAACUCAUGAAAUGGUGGGAGUGAGUCUGCUCCAAGGGUGAGGUCAAGUGGCCUGCUGGGCCAUGCUGUCCUGUUUGCAUGACACUACACGGCACGUGGAACUUCAUCCUGUGGACCAGAAGCACAUUAGCACCUUUGGUUCCUGCUGGUCAGGGGAAUGCCUACAGGUACUGGCUGCCACAUCCUAGUGAGCCUGGCACUGGACCAGGCAGACACUCUCCCAGUGGUGCACUGGGGGCUUGGUAUAUGCAAGGACUGAGGAAGGAACAGGAUAAGAAAAGGCCUGGGCAGAAAAGGGCAGUUCUUUUCAUGGGCUGCCCUCUCAUCCUCGUGCUUUGGCCUCCUUGCUGCUUUCUUUCUUUCCCCCGAGGGGCGGCAGGAAUGGAUUUCUUCCUGUUAGCAAGGAUGAAAGCGCAAGCUCUUCA
Molecule: messenger RNA, 1528 nt
Organism: Equus caballus (horse)
Lineage: Eukaryota; Metazoa; Chordata; Mammalia; Perissodactyla; Equidae
Gene: MTNR1B
Product: melatonin receptor 1B
Biological process (GO): G protein-coupled receptor signaling pathway
Cellular component (GO): plasma membrane
Molecular function (GO): melatonin receptor activity
Source: RefSeq, a predicted model, not a curated record